Molecule: messenger RNA, 1407 nt
Organism: Suillus plorans
Lineage: Eukaryota; Fungi; Basidiomycota; Agaricomycetes; Boletales; Suillaceae
Product: ribonuclease H-like domain-containing protein
Exons: 2
Source: RefSeq, a predicted model, not a curated record
UGCUUCCUGCACAGUUUGAAUACAUUGAUUGGAGAUAUCAUGUCCUUCCCAGAAAUGAAGAAGAUUGUCACUCAAACCACUCAUGUUGUCACCUUUUUCAAUUCAUCACACUAUUGGGGUGGACAGCUCAAUGACGAAGCUAAGAAACACAACAUCAAUCGGAAAAUGAAGCAAAACUGCGAGUCACGUUUUUAUGCAUUGAUUCUCCAAUGUUUAAGUGUGCUAGAGUAUCGUUCUCCACUCACUCUUAUCUGCAUGCAUCCUGAUGCCAAGAAGAAGACCAAUGGCCUAGCUCCCAUCACAUCUGAGGUUAUAAACACAAUCUUAAACGAUCUCCCCUACUGGAGACUUCUUGAACAGAUUGUGACGACGGUCAAGUUUAUUGUUGAUGCAGUUGGCAACCUCAAGUCGCGCCAAGCCUCGCUGGCUGACUGCAUGCUAGAACUUCUUCGCUGCGCCAAACAGAUGUCCCAGUUGGCUUGCGAACAGGAUUAUCAUGUUGGCUUUUGGCUGCAUGCGAGAUCUGUCUUCAACUGCCGCUUUCACACCAUGAAUACAGAAGUUCACUCGCUCGCUCUAUUUCUCCACCCAAUGUGUCGGAAACUCGCUGUCACACAGGUAGCCAAUGGCAGGUCCCUUGCAUUCAUGGUUAAGAUCGCACUUGGCAUUGCAAAACGUUGGAAAUGGGACAUAAUGAUGGCUAAAAAACUCUCUGAUGAUCUGCAGGCCUACAAUCAGUCAGUAGCUCCAUUUGCUGGUGGCCACGCAGACGGCCUUUCUUGGUGGCAAAACCUUCCAAUCAACUCCGAGAUCCACCCUCUCAAGGCCUUUGCUGUCACGAUUCUCUCAAUUGUAGGGCAUGCAGGUGAAGUAGAACGCACAUUUUCUGAUCUUGGCAUAACACAAUCUGCACGACGGUGUAAUCUUUCAGUUGAAACAUUUGAGACACUCGGAAAAAUUUGUGCGAACCUUCGACACCACAGCACCAUAAAAGCCGCAGAGGCUGGGAAGUCCACUCGCUGUCGACAUGCUCACAUGCACACUCGUGAAGAGGUUGGCAUUGCUGUUGAGACUGCACAGGAUCUUGAAGCAUCCUUUGCAUGGGCACCUCCGCUCUCGGCCGAACCUCGUGACGCAGAUGACCUGCUUGCUGGUCCAGAGAGUAUCUCGCCUGACAACGUUGCUGCUGAAUUUGCGGCUCUCGAAGAACUGAAGCGGACAGAAGAAGUUCAUGACAUUGACGAAGUUGAAGUGCUGGAGGGUAAUGUUUUUGAUUUCGACGAGUUAGAUCGUGUCGAGCAAGGGAUAAUACCACAGGCUAUUCUGGAUGAGGUUGAGGUGGUCAAUUACAACGGCGAGGAUGAUGGAUGGGACGAGGAAACUUUAAUGUCUUCAUUAGGAAUGUCG